Humulus lupulus (European hop) is the source of this 1401-nucleotide messenger RNA. RefSeq lists its product as uncharacterized. Gene Ontology annotation, molecular function: methyltransferase activity. The transcript has 14 exons. Gene Ontology annotation, biological process: lipid biosynthetic process. The record is from RefSeq and is a predicted model, not a curated record. Bases 1 to 1401 code for a protein of 466 amino acids. NCBI's taxonomy places the organism in Eukaryota, Viridiplantae, Streptophyta, Magnoliopsida, Rosales, Cannabaceae.
AUGGUUAUCACCAGAGCAUAUGGUUUGAUGGGAAAAACUUGUGACUUUCAUAGUAAUCCAAAUAUUAUGGCACGUUCCUUGAUGGAAAGAGGGACAUGCCAUCUGGUUACUAGAUUUCUUGGGCAAUUUAACACUGCAGGAUGCUUAAUUAUAUUGGAAAAAGGGGGUACUAUGUUUACAUUUGAAGGAAACACAGAAAGAUGUACUUACAAAACAACUAUCAAAGUUCACAGUCCACAAUUUUAUUGGAAGGUUGCGACACGAGCUGAUUUAGGCCUUGCAGAUGCUUAUAUCGAUGGAGAUUUUACUUUUGUUGACAAAGAUGAAGGUCUACUAAAUUUCUUCUUGAUUGUUAUUGCUAGUAGAGAUUCAAAUUCUUCAGCCUCCAAACAAAACAAGAAAGGCCCGAGGGGAUGGUGGACUCCAUUGUUGUUCACAGCUAGUAUAGCCUCAGCAAAGUAUUUCUUUCAGCAUGUUUCAAGGCAGAAUACUCUUACGCAAGCUCGUAGAAACAUCUCUCGCCAUUAUGAUCUGAGUAAUGAACUUUUUGCUCUGGUCCUGGAUGAGACAAUGUUAUACUCGUCUGCGGUAUUUAAGUCAAUAGAUGAAGACUUGAAGGUUGCACAGCUACGAAAAAAUUCUAUUCUAAUUGAGAAAGCCAAAAUUGAUAAAAGUCAUGAAAUUCUUGAACUUGGGUGUGGUUGGGGAAGCUUGGCCAUUGAAAUUGUCAAAAAUACUGGAUGCAAGUACACUGGCAUCACUCUAUCAAAGGAACAACUAAAAAUAGCACAAAAGAAAGCUAGAGAUGCUGGCUUGCAGGAAAGCAUAAAAUUUCUUCUUUGUGACUAUCGAGGAUUGCCUGCGAGCUACAAAUGUGAUAGAAUCAUAGCCUGUGAGAUAUUAGAAAAUGUUGGUCAUGAGUUUAUUGGAGACUUAUUUGGUUGUUGUGAGUCUGUGCUAGCAGAGAAUGGUCUUCUUGUUCUACAGUGUACAACGAUGCCAGAUGAACGAUACGAUGAGUAUAGGAGAAGUUCAGACUUUAUCAAGGAGUACAUUUUCCCUGGUGGAUGUAUUCCUUCACUUAGUAGAAUAGUAUCUUCCAUAAUGUCUGCUUCAUCCAGACUCUGCGUGGAAUACCUUGAAAAUAUUGGAAUUCAUUACUACCAAACACUAAAGAUUUGGAGGGAAAAUUUCUUGAAGAAGCGAAGUGAAAUCUUAGCUCUUGGAUUCAACGACAAGUUUAUUAGGAUGUGGGAAUACUAUUUUGAUUAUUGCUCAGCAGGGUUCAAGUCUCGCACUCUCGCAAGUUACCAGAUUGUGUUUUCACGUCCUGGGAAUGUGGCUACCUUUAGCAAUCCAUAUAAAUACUUUCCUUCUGCCUAUGGAGUUGAAUUUUAUUGA